ACCACAGCUAGCGAGCAGAUGCCCGGCGAUACAUUAUUAGAAACAGCCCUCGGCGGGGAAUUGCAGUGGAGGAAGUGACUGUCUCAUGCCUUUCUUAUGAAUUUCCUCUGCCCAUGUCUUUCUUACAGAACCGCGGAACGCAUUGGGUAUUUGAAAAGCAGGGAUACAGAAGGAGGAAAAUGACAGUCGAGCGGGCAGAGGACUGGGGCGUUUAGAAGCCGGGGGUGAGAGGGGCCAGGAUCACCAGACUGCAGUGGUACCUUGGUGGAGAGACUGAAGGAAAGGAGGAGGGGAGAGGGGGGGAUCCAGGGAGGCCAAAUGAAACGGACUCUGAUCCUGCAAGUACGGGCGCAAUCCGUGCGGUAGACGCGGGGUAAAUGAGACGCCCCGUGGAGAGGUGAGAGCGAACCUGACGGUCUGAUUGCUGGGCGUCUUGCGGGAGGAGUCUGGCUGCGCUCUGUGCCGCAGGAGGAGGCGAAUGAAGGCGCGCAGGGAGAAAGCACCACGACAACGAUGACAACCACGCAGGAGCCCAGGUUGCCACGGGUGACGGUUCUUCAUGAAUACAUUGGUCACAGAGUCUUUGAGGUCCCCCUCUCCGCAGCUGUCGAAGAUGUCAAGCAGCUUAUCUGCACAGACACAGACUUCCCCAUCUCUGAGCAGCAGCUGUUCCACAAUGGGAAAGAGUUGCACGGUGACAUCAGGCUUGGGAACCUGUUACUCCCUGGAAGCUAUGAAGUAUUCAUGACACUUCGAGGAAGAGGCCUUAAAGGAGGAGGGAGGUUUGGCCAAACCACACCACCGCUGGUCGAGUUCCUGAAGGACAUUCUGCGGCGAUAUCCCGAGGGAGGGCAGAUCCUUAAAGAACUGAUUCAGAAUGCAGAAGACGCUGGAGCCUCAGAGGUCAAGUUCAUGUAUGAUGAAAUGGAGUACGGCCAGGAGUCGCUCUGGUCCGACGACAUGGCCCAGUACCAGGGGCCAGCCCUGUACGCCUAUAACAACGCGGUGUUUACUGCGGAGGACUGGAACGGCAUUCAGGAGAUCGCGCGGAGCAGGAAGCGAGAAGAUCCCCUGAAGGUGGGCAGAUUUGGCAUCGGGUUCAACUCCGUCUAUCACAUCACAGACGUCCCUAGCAUUUUCAGUGGAGAUCAGAUUGGCAUUCUGGACCCCCAUCAAGCCCUGUUCGGACCCCAUGAAUCUGGCCAGUGCUGGAACUUGAAGUCGGAUGUUAAGGAAAUCGAUGAGCACGCGGACCAGUUUGCACCCUACGUGGGCUUAUUUGGCAUCUCUGAGAAGACAAUCAAGGACGGAGGUUUCCCCGGCACCUUGUUCCGGUUUCCUCUCCGCAUCAAGCCCUCCCAGCUGAGCAGCAACAUCUACAACAAAGAGAAGGUGCUGGAGCUGUUCGAGUCCUUCAAGGCGGACGCGGACACUGUGCUGCUGUUCCUCAAGAGCGUGCAGGUGGUCUCCCUGCACGUCCGCGAGUCGGACGGCACCGAGCGCAUGCUCUUCAGGGUGACGGCCAGCGAGAACCCGGAGCUGAAGCUGGAGAGGCCCAGCUCCCUGAAGACCCUGGGCCUGGCGAUAGACAGCUACAGCAACGGCCUGCCCAGCGGCAGCAUCACGUGCGCCACCUACCAGCUCAACAUCGAGAUGGAGGACGAGACGGCCAAGGAGGUGCAGAGGACCUCGUGGCUGGUGUGCAACAGCGUGGGGGGCCGCGGGAUGUGCAACGAACUGGACUGCUUGGCGGACGACCUGAGGUUCAUCCCCACCAUCGGCAUCGCCAUGCCCCUGACGGCCACGGACGAGGACAAGGGAGCAGCGUCGGGCUUCCUGGGGAGAGCGUUCUGCUUCCUGCCGCUCCCCCCCGGGGAGGAGAGCACCACCGGGCUUCCCGUCCACGUCAGCGGCUUCUUCGGCCUGACCGACAACCGGAGGAGCAUCAAGUGGCGAGAAGUGGAUCAGUGGCGAGACCCUGCCGCUCUGUGGAACGAGCUGCUCGUGGCUCACAUGGUCCCCAGGGCCUACGCCACGCUCCUCCUGGAAGCCAUCAAGAGAAUCCAGACCGCGAAGGACCAGGACUUUUCCCUCUCGCCUGAGGGCGUCUACAAGGCCUGGCCGGACCUGGGGCAGAUCAGGGCUCGCUGGAAACCCAUCCUAGCUCCCCUGUUCAAGGCCCUGCUCCAGCAGCCGGUCAUCUUCUCCGCCAGCAAGUGCUGGCUGAAGGUGGAGGAGGUGUUCUUCUCCGAGCUGGACGACGGGGCGGACGGCACGGAGGCGGUGCUGAGCUUCCUGCAGGGCGCGGGCCUGCAGGUGGCCAGGGCGCCGGCCUCAGUGGCCGCAGCGCUGGCCGCGUUCGCCGCGGAGCCCGGGGCGGUGAGGAAGGUGACCCCCGCGCUGGCGCGGCAGGUGCUGCGCAAGUCCCGGCCCCGGGUGCCGGCGCCGGAGAGGCAGCAGCUCCUGGAGUUCGUGCUGAGCGACGCCUGUUACGGCGAGCUGAUCGGGCUGGAGCUGCUGCCGCUGCAGGACGAGACCUGCGUGGCGUUCUCCUCUUCCGCCAGCGACAAGGACGCGGUGUACAUUGCCACCGAGGACUACCCCAGGUCUCUGUUCCCGGGGCUGGAGGGACGAUUUUUGUCAGAAAGCAUAAAGCCGUCGGUCAUGCGAGUGCUGGUGGAAGCAGCCAAGAGCAGAGUACAACAACUUCUCUGGGGAUGUACAGGGAGACCGUGCACUCAGCUGCAGAUACUAACGCCUGAGCGAUCGGCUCGUCUCAUCAAGGAGAUCCUGACGACAGUGUGGCCUUCCAGAGACGCAUCAGUACCUUGGAGCCCUGGCAAUCAAGAGAAAAAUCACCCUUCAGUUUCUUGGCUCAAAAUGGUGUGGAAGUACCUCUACAUUAAUUUCCCUGAGGACCUUAGUACCUUUGAGGACAUGCCUUUGAUCCCAAACGUGCCCUUGGAAGACACCGUAACAUCUUUAGAGCUGCUGAGGCUUAAAACCCCAUCCCCAAUCAUUCUAGAAAGCGAAGAGGAGUCUCCUCUGCCUGAGCACCUCCCAGAGAUCAUUAAAAAACUUGGAGGAAUCAUCAUCCAAAAACUGGACUCGUCCUUGCAGCACCCUCUUCUCCAUAAAUACAUCCAUCCGCCCACGGCUUGCUCAGUGCUGCAGAUCAUGGACAGGUCCUCCACUCAGAGGGUGGCUAGUCAGGUUACGGCCUUUCCUGCCAAGUACAAAGUUGCGUUGAGAAGUUUCUUAGCUCGCCUUCCUGAUGUCAAUGAGAAAGAGAUGCGAAUCCUCCAGGAGCUCAUGAUAUUUGAGAAGAUAGGGCCACUGGACGAGAAAGGGACUCCAGCAUUUACUGUGUUGAAGGGAGCUAAAGCUUUGCAGCAUGCGGCAAAACUUCCACCCAACAUCAGGCUGUCCGUCAAUGUGAUUGACAACAGCGAUGAAGCGGCUGUUCGCCUCAUCAAGAUGUUGAACGUGGAGCAGCUGAAGAGCACUGACUGUUUAAAGUUGAUUAUUCAAGACAUUGAAAAGGGCUUUUACUCAAAAGAGGAAAUAACUGAGAUCAUGCUUUGGGUACUGAAACAUCUGUCAUUCCUAAAAAAUGAAAAUCCGGCUGUGAUACAAUGGUUGUCAUCGCUGAAGUUUAUUCAGACCGCUCAUGGAAAGCUUGUUGCUGCCACUGAACUUUUUGAUCCAGAGUUAGAGAUCCUGCAGAGCUUGUUCUACACUGAAGAAAAGAUUAGGUUUCCACCGAGCACAUUUACUUCAUCUCCCGACAUUCUCCAUUCUUUAAGACAGUUGGGCUUAAAAAAUGAAGUGCAGCUGAGUGAGAAGGAUGUUCUUCAGGUUGCGAGGAAAAUCGAGGAUUUACAGAGGACUGUCAGAAGUGAGUGGGGUCCCCUGCUUGAGAAAGCCAAAACACUGUUGACUAUCUUAACAAAACAAACCAAGUUAGUGAAGUCGUCAGAAAUCCAGGUUUCCUUGCAGAAGCUAAAGUGGGUGCCUGUGUGUAAGGACAGACCUCUAAACUAUCCACAUUCCCUGGAAUGGAAGGGAGAUAACUUGAACAUCUCUUCCCUUUGUGAAAUGUGUGAUAUAUCUCAAGCAGUGUUAGUGGGCUCCUCAGUUGCCCUGGUGGAGAGGAUUUCUGCAGGCAUGAAAAAGGCUCUAAAGUUAUCUAUAGAACCCCAAGUAGACCAGGUACUGCAGCAUUUAAAGGCAGUGGUUGACUGGCACAGAUCGCAGGCAUUCACAACAGAAGACUGGUACCAAUUCCAACAAAUACUCCUUGAGAUUUACGAAUUCAUGCAAGAACAUCUGGAAAGUGCUAGAGAAGUUAUUAAGUCAUUGCCAUUUGCCUGGGUCUGGACAGGGAAAACCUUUUCUUCCCCUGUGCAAACGGUUCUAAAACCCAUUCCUGAUCUUGAUCUGCAGCCUUAUUUGUACUCCCUGCCCAAAACCAUAGCAAAAUUCCACAAACUCUUUCAGUUCUGUGGAUCAGUCGAACAGGUUAUUCCUGAGCAUGUGUUUGAGGUUAUCAGCAUCAUAAAAGAAUGCAGUGAACGGGAAAUGACAAAGGAGGAGAGCAAGCAGAACCUCCUGCUUUUGCUCAACAUCCUCCGAUGGCUUUAUAGCAACCAGAUCUCUGUAGCUCUUGACACGCCUGUACCCAUACUCUACAUCAAGGAUCCACACAGACUAGUCAUGAAGCCCAUACAUGAAUGCAGCUACUGUGACAUUAAAGUGGAUGACCUUAACGACUUGCUUGAUGAUGUGUCAGAACCAAUUAUUUUGGUUCAUGAUGAUAUCCCCAUGAAAACAGCAGAAUGGUUAAAGGUGCCUUGCCUGAGCACUAGACUCAUCAACCCAGAAAACCUGGGCUUUGAGCAGUCAGGCCAGCGGGAACCCCUGACAGUGAGAAUUAAGAAUAUUUUAGAGGAGUACCCUUCAGUUUCCGAUAUCUUCAAGGAGCUGCUACAAAAUGCUGAUGACGCCGGUGCAACAGAGUGUAGCUUCUUAAUUGACAUGCGGAAGAAUCUUGAUAUCCGAGAGAACCUGUUAGAUCCUGGCAUGUCUGUUUGUCAUGGUCCCUCGUUGUGGUCCUUCAACAACUCUGUCUUCUCGGACUCAGACUUUGUAAAUAUAACCAGGUUGGGAGGGUCUAUGAAGAGGUGCGAAGCUGACAAAGUGGGGAAAUUUGGCCUGGGCUUUAACUCGGUGUAUCAUGUCACUGAUAUCCCCAUCAUUAUGAGCAGGGAGUUCAUGAUCAUGUUUGAUCCUAACAUCAACCACUUGAGCAAGCAUAUCAGGGACCGAUCCAAUCCAGGAAUUAAAAUCAACUGGAGCAAACAACAAAAACGGUUAAGAAAGUUUCCUAACCAGUUCAAGCCAUUCAUUAAUGUUUUUAAUUGCAAGUUGCCGCUUUCACAGGAGUUACCUUACAAGUACAAUGGGACUCUUUUUCGUCUCCCCUUCAGAACUGAGCAAGAGGCUUCUGUGAGUGAAAUAAGUGGCCUGUAUUACAAUACCACUGAUAUUUACUCGCUUGUAGAUGAGUUCAGUAUCUGUGGACACAGGCUGAUUCUCUUCACGCAGUAUGUGGGCUCGAUGGUUCUAAAGUACCUGAAGUAUGAAGAGCCGAACCCUGCUGGCUCACAGGAUGUAGUCACCAUAAACAAAUGUGUGUGGUCUUCUAAGGCUACAUAUGGACCAGUAAGCAUCUUGAAAGCAGCUGCAAAGGUGAUGAAAAAGGUUGCAAACACUAACAGAGUGCCCUCUGACAUCCCCAGAUCUGCCUGCAUCAUUAGGAUUGUGGUCGAAGAGUUUCAUAAUGUGUUCAGGCGCAUCGUUGAUCUCCAGUCCCCUCUUUUUAGAGGUCCAGAGGACGAUCCGUCGUCUUAUUUUGAGCUUGCUGCCAAAGGUUCUCAAGCCAAAAGGGGAAGUGAAGAAGUUCCCCAAAAAGCCGUAGAUAUUACCAACUGGCUUAUAUGCUCAUGCAUGGAUGUCGGCGAAGCCCUCAAAUUUUCACUAAACGAAAGUGGGAGGAGGCUUGGUUUGGUCCCAUGUGGAGGCGUGGCUGUGCUGCUUGCUGAAAAAGACGACCAUGUUUGGACGGUAAAGACAAACCCGACUCCUAUUGGGGAAGUAUUUUGUUAUCUGCCUCUCCGAAUCAAGACUGGGCUGCCUGUUCACAUCAAUGGAUGUUUUGCUGUGACAUCAAACCGCAAAGAAAUUUGGAAGACAGACACAAAAGGACGCUGGAAUUCUAUUUUUAUGAGACAUGUGAUUGUUCAAGCAUACCUAGAAGCACUUAACACACUCCGCGUCAUGGCAAUAAAUGGCGAACUAGUCAACUACAACUACUAUGCAGCGUGGCCUGACCCCAGUCUUGUUCAUGAUGACUUUGCAUUGGUCAGUCAAGGAGUUUACCAAGAAAUAGCUAAGGGGGGAGACAGAGAUCUUGCAAAGGUUUUUUCGGAUGGCAAAAACUAUGUAUCCAUCAAGUACGUGCGCUUUCUGGAUGAUUCUUUGCUGUGCCGUCCAGAUAUUGGUCCUGCUGCCUUCAAGAUAUUUUUGAAGUAUCUUAGAAAGAGUGGUUCUCAAGACCUCUGUGCCGUCGAGCUUCCCUACUGGGUUAAGGAAGGAUUUGAAGAUGCUGGAUGCAAGGGCAUGCUCAUGGAAAACACUUUAACAGAGAAGCAGUUCUUCUCAGAUGUCUUUUUCCCACACAUCCAAGAUAUUGAGAAGGAGCUGCGUGACCCUUUAAUGUACUAUGUCCUCAAUGAGAAAGUAGAAGAGUUUGCAGCUAUCCUGAAAGUGACACCAUGUAUUCCAUGCUCUGGAAAAUCCAAUCAACUUGUUGUUCCUUCAAGAGUCAUUCAUCCAGAGGGAAGAGUUGCAAAACUGUAUGACACCAGUGAUGGACGUUUUCCACAGGGAACCUCGUCAGACUACCUCAAUCCAGUAGUGUUGGUCAAGCUGGUACAGCUGGGAAUGGUGAAGGAUGAUAUUUCCUGGGAGGACCUGAUCGAACGUGCAGAGUCUGUUGCAGCACUAAAUGAAAGUGACCAUACUGCAGCAUGUGUCCGUGGCAGUACACUAUUAAGCCUUGUGGAUGAAAAGUUAAAAAUAAGAGACCCAAGAGCAGGAGAGUUUAAAGAGAAGAUUCAGAACAUUCGGUUUCUCCCAUUCUUGACAAAGCCAGCUGGUUUCUCUUUACCAUGGCAUGGGAAUAACUUUCCUCCAUCAACAAUGUUCACAGCUACUGACCUUUACACAACUGAGCACCAAGACACUGUCUGCCUGAUGAAGCCUAUCCUCAAUGAGAACUCACCAUCUUUUAAGGGAUGCGGUCCCAUCACCUUGGCAGUGAAGGAUUUUCUGGGGUUAAUAAAAAAGCCAACUGUCGAACUUGUAAUGAACCAACUCAAAGAACUUUCUAAAUCCUUUGAUGGGGUUACCCUGUAUCAGGAAAAUAUUACUAACGCCUGCUACAAGUUUCUGCAUGAAGAAAUGUUACAGAAUGAUGAUGCAAAAGAAAAGAUAAUGCAAGAGCUUAAAAACUUCUGCUCCAUUCUUGUGGAGAAUACUUAUAUCGAUCCAGCAAAGGUUGCUUUCCAUUUGAACUUUGAUGCUGCUCCAUACCUUUACCAGCUUCCAAAUAAAUACAGAAACACUUUCCGGGAGCUUUUCGAGAAUGUUGGGGUUCAGCCCAGCUUCACCGUUAAGAACUUUGCUGCUGUUCUGGAAGCUGUAAAAAAAGAAUGUGGCCGAAAACCCCUCUCUGAAGACAGCUUCCAGCUCUGCCGUAGAAUUGUUAGCGAAGGAAUAUGGGGUUUGAUCAGAGACAAAAGCCAGGAAUUCUGUCAGAGUACAUACGGGGAGAUACUUUUACCGGAUUCCCAUUCUUCACUCCAGCCAUCUAAAUCUCUCUGUUACAAUGACUGUCCUUGGAUCAAAGUCAGAGACACCACCGUGAAGUACUGCCAUGCUGACAUUCCCAGAGAGGUGGCAGUAAAGCUGGGGGCCAUUCCCAAGCGCCACAAAGCACUCGAGCGCUAUGCAUCCAACAUUUGCUUCACAACUCUCGGCAGCGAAUUUGGACAGAAAGAGAAGCUUACUAGCAGAAUCAAAAGCAUUCUGAAUGCUUACCCGUCAGAAAAAGAGAUGCUGAAGGAGCUGCUGCAGAAUGCAGACGACGCCAAAGCUACAGAAAUUUACUUUGUGUUCGAUCCCAGGAGUCAUCCGACGGACAGGAUAUUUGACGAUAAGUGGGUUCCGAUGCAGGGGCCAGCCCUUUGCGUGUACAAUAAUCAACCUUUUACAGAAGACGAUAUACGAGGAAUCCAGAACCUGGGGCGUGGGACAAAAGAAGGGAACCCAGGAAAGACCGGGCAGUACGGGAUAGGUUUUAACUCCGUUUACCAUAUCACAGAUUGCCCUUCUUUCAUUUCCAACAAUGACAUUCUUUGCAUUUUUGAUCCUCAUGCACGCUAUGCACCAGGAUCAACAUCUGUUAGCCCUGGGAGAAUGUUCAGAGACCUGGAUUCUGACUUCAGAACACAGUUUUCCGAUGUCCUAAACCUCUAUCUGGGGGAACGUUUUAAACUUGAUCGCUGCACAAUGUUUAGAUUCCCCAUACGCACUGCGGACAUGGCCAAGGUUUCAGAAAUCUCUUCUGUACCUGCCUCGGACAGAAUGGUGCAGAAUCUCCUUGAAAAACUGAAAGCUGAUGGCGCGGAGCUCCUCAUGUUCCUUAAUCACAUGGAGAAAAUUUCAAUCUGUGAAGUUGAGAAGGGCACGGGUGAGCUGAAAGUCUUGUACUCUGUGACUGCUAAAAUCACUGAUGGAGACCGUCUGAAACGUAAGCAGUUUCAUGCUUCUGUAGUUGACAGUGUUGCAAAAAAGAAGCCCCUGACUCAAAUCCCUGUCCAGCAGAUCACAUACACAAUGGAUAUUGAAGACUCUGAUGGCAAUUUAAUGACUUGGCUGGUCUGCAACAGAUCUGGCUUUUCGAACACACAAAAAGUCUCAAAGAGUGUGAUUUCAGCCCACAAGAAUGAAGAUAUAACUCUAUUUCCUCGUGGUGGUGUGGCGGCAUGCAUUAGCCACAACUAUAAAAAGCCCCACCGAGCUUUCUGCUUCUUGCCUCUGUCUUUAGAGACUGGUUUGCCCUUUCACGUGAAUGGUCACUUUGCUUUAGAUUCUGCUAGGAGGAACCUGUGGCGGGAUGACAAUGGAGUUGGGGUGAGGAGUGACUGGAAUAACAACCUUAUGACAGCCUUGAUAGCGCCAGCCUAUGUGGAGCUUUUAAUUCAGUUGAAGAGACGCUUCUUCCCAGGCUCUGAUCCUACUCUUACUGUGUUACAAGGAACAGCUAUCCACAUCGUAAAAGACACUCUGAGGAAAUUUCUGUUCUUCUUCCCUGUAAAUCGGCUUGACAUUCAGCCAGAUUGGUAUUGUCUUGUCAAGGCCGUAUACAGCUGCAUUCACGCUGACCUGAAGCGCUUACUGCCAGUUGUUCGGGCUCCUCAUAUAGACAAUACGGACUUGCACGCAGCCAUUUACAUAUCGUGGGUGAAUACGUCCACUGCCCCUAAAGGACAAGCGUUUUUUGACAACCUGCUUCAGGAUGAACUACAGCACCUGAAGAAUACAGAGUACAACAUCACCACACGCAAAACCAUUGCAGAAAACGUCUACAGAUUGAAAGCUUUGCUUUUAGAUGUUGGCUUUAAUUUGGUCCACAAUUGUGAUGAGACAGCAAGUCUUUACUAUUGUCUCGAAGAUGCCGGAAUUCCUGUGAGUUACGUGACUCCAGCAGAUGUUCGUAGCUUCCUUCUCACAUUUUCCUCCCCCGACUCGAACUGCCAGGUGGGGAAACUGCCCUGUCGACUCCAGCAGUCAAAUUUCAAGCUGUUCCACAGUCUCAAACUUCUGGUUGACUACUGCUUUAAAGAUGCAGAAGAAACUGAAAUCAAAAUAGAGGGGUUACCUCUGUUGAUAACAAUGGAUAACAUCCUGCAAGUGUUUGACAGCAAAAGACCAAAGUUUCUGACCACUCACCAUGACUUGAUCCCGUCACGAAAGGAACUUUUCAUGAACACGCUCUACAUGAAAUACAGCAAUAUCCUUCUGAAGUCUGAUGUGGCAAAAGUCUUCGACAUCAGCAGCCUGGGGGAUCUGCUGGGGUCUGUGCUUCCACGGGAGUACAGAACAAGGGCUGUGGUGAAGUGGAAAGACAACUAUGCCAGUGAGUCAUGGCUGAAGAAUGUUUGGCAUUUUAUAAGUGACAAUGUCUGCAUCAAAGAGGAACAAUCUGACCUAAAACCAAAAUUUGAGACUGUUCUAGAUAUUCUGAAGGACUGGGCUUUGUUACCAGGAACAAAGUUCAUGGUUUCCAGCAACAUGUUAGUGGUACCAGAGUGUGAUGUUUUGCUACCUCUCAGCCUGAUUUAUGCAGCUAUUUUUCCAAAUGGACAGAAUGACAAAGUGUUUCACACCUUGAUGAAGGCAGGAUGUAUUCAGCUUGCACUGAACAAGAUCUGCACUAAAGAAAACCCUGUAGUGCCUUUUCUGGCCCAUCACACAGCAAAUAUAGACAAUCCCUCCAGCAUCCUUAAAGCUUUAGAGUACAUGAUUCAGACUUCAGCCUUCAACACAGGGGGCCUGAAGAACAAUGAUUUUGAAGCACUUCUCUUAUACUUCAAUUGCAAUUUAAUCAAUUUGUCUCAGGAAGAUGUGCACAGCCUGAAGUUGCUUCCCUGUUACAAAUCAGUUAGCGGUCGGUACAUCAACAUCUCCAAAUUUGGGUCCUGUUUUGUUCUCACAAAAAGCAUUCCCUCUGCCGAUAUGGAAAAAUGGGCGCAGUCUACAUCAUCUGCCUUUCUGGUUGAUAAUCCGCAGUUGAGGGAACUUUAUGGUUUCCUUGGCUGUGUUCCAGUUGACGACCUUGAAGUUUACUUAAAGCAUUUGCUUCCAAAGUUCGACAGUCUUUCCUAUGAUGCAAAGAUUGAACACUUAAUUUAUCUGAAGGACAGGCUCCUGAGUAUGGAAGAUUACUCCGUAAUUAAGGAUCAGCUAUAUGAAAAACUUGAAAGCCUUUCAUUUAUUUAUGAUUCGACAAGAAGACUAAAACCUGCAAAAACAUUUUUUGACCGAACUGUUAAAGUGUUUGAAGUGAUGCUGCCUGAAAAGGCAUUCAUACCCAAUGAGUUCUUCAAGAAAAUCGAACUGGUAUCAAAGCCCAAGAAUGGAACCUCUUUCCUUGCCACCUGGAUAUCUUUCCUGAGGAAUGUAGGUUUGAAGCAUGUCAUUUCUCAACAGCAGGUGCUGCAGUUUGCUAAGGAAGUUAGCAUAAAAGCUCAGACUGAGAAUUGGUCCAAAGAAAAAACCCAAAAUGUAGUAGAUGUUCUUCUCAAUCACAUUUUCAAUGAGAGAACAGACCUCUUCCUUGGAACAUUUAUUAAAGAGCUUUCGAUGAUCCCAUUUUUGUGCCCAGAACGUGCCACUGCAGAACUUCUUCGGCUUCAUGCUCAGUACCAAGAGAUUAAUGGCACUCUCCCCCUAAUUCGUUUUAAUGGAUCACAGGUGAACCCAAAGUUCAAGCAAGCAGAUGUCAUGCAGUUGCUCUGGACCUCCUGCCCCGUCCUACCAGAAAAAGCUACUCCAGCAAGCAUCAAAGAACAGGAAGGGAGCACCUUAAGUGCACAGGAACAACUAGAUCAGGUCUUGACCAUGCUGAAUGUCAACAUGGAUCCGCCUUUGGACAAAGUAAUUAGCAACUGCAAGAAUAUCUGCAGCAUACCUAACCUAGAUGAUGACAUGGUCAAAACAAGGGUCAAAGUUUUAAGGAGCACUUAUGAAUUUCUGAAUGCAGAUAAGAGGGAUUUUCGCUUUCAGCUUCGAGGUGUUGCCUUUGUUAUGGUUGAAGAUGGCUGGAAACUCCUAAAACCAGAAGAGGUUGUCAUUAAUCUGGAAAAUGAAUCUGACUUCAAACCAUACUUGUACAAACUGCCUUUGGAACUUGGAACAUUUCAUCAGCUGUUUAAGCUUUUGGGUACCGAAGACAUUGUAUCCACAAAACAAUAUGUUGAAGUUCUGUGUCGCAUAUUUAGAAAUUCUGAAGGCAAGCAGCUAGAUCCAAAUGAAAUGAGAACUGUGAAAAGAGCCGUCUCAGGUCUUUUCAAAAGUCUCCAAAAUGAACCAGUUCAAGUCCGGCAAGACUUAGAAAUCCUCAGAGAUUUAACCUUUUAUCUUCCAAGCCAUGAUGGUAGACUAGCAAAAUCUAACACUUUAGUUUUUGAUGAUGCUCCACAUUACAAAAGCAGGAUCCAGGGUAACAUUGGUGUUCAGAUGCUUGUUGACCUGAGUCAGUGUUACCUGGGAAAAGAUCAUGCAUUCCACACUAAGAUGAUAAUGCUGCUUCCUCAAAAGCUCAGGCCCAGGCUCCUCAGUAGUAUUUUGGAGGAGCAAUUAGAUGAAGAAACUCCUAAAAUGUGUCAGUUUGGGGCUCUUUGCUCUCUUCAGGGACGUCUUCAGCUGCUCCUUUCAUCAGAGCAGUUCAUUACAGGGUUGAUUCGCAUUAUGAAGCAUGAAAAUGACAAUGCUUUUUUAGUCAAUGAAGAAAAAGCCAUUCGAUUGUGUAAGGCACUUUGUGAGGGUUUGAAGGUUUCUUGUUUUGAAAAACUGCAGACUACACUGCGGGUAAAAGGCUGUAGCCCCAUUCCACAAAGCAGGUGUGAAACGCUUGCCUUUUUAAAAAGGUACGGGACUGCAGUGAUCCACCUCUACAUUCAGCACUCAGACAGCAAAGAUAUUAAUUUCCUGCUAGCCUUGGCAAUGACCCUGAAAUCUGCAACAGACAAUUUGAUCUCUGACACAUCAUACCUGAUUGCUAUGCUAGGCUGUAACGACAUCUACAGAAUUACAGAGAAACUGGACAACUUGGGUGUCAAGUAUGAUUCUACCGAACCCUCGAAACUUGAACUUCCUCUUCCUGGGACGCCCAUACCAGCUGAAAUUCACCAUAUCCUGCUAAUGGACCCCAUGAAUGUGUUCUACCCCGGGGAAUAUGUGGGGUAUCUUGUUGAUUCUGAAGGAGGGGAUGUCUAUGGCUCCUAUCAGCCCACUUACACCUAUGCUAUCAUCGUUCAAGAAGUAGAACGGGAGGAGGAGGAAAACCCAAGCUUUCUAGGGAAACUAUUCCAGAUUGACAUUGGAUACAGCGAGUACAAGAUUGUCAGCUCGCUGGACCUGUAUAAGUUCUCGAGACAAGACGAAAGUUCUCACAUCCGGGACAGUGCGCCUUCCACACCCACAAGCCCCUCUGAAUGCCCCUCCCCGGGUCCCCGCAUGGUGCCCCCACUCUUCCCAGGGAAGGAGAGCCACAGGGCUGCUCCAUCAAAGCAGUCCCCUCACAAAUUAAAGCUCAAUGCUCUGCCAGACAUCCUCAAAGAAGUGACCUCCGUGAUCGAGCAAGCGUGGAAGCUCCCGGAGUCGGAGAGGAAGAAGACCAUUCGGAGGCUGUACCUCAAGUGGCACCCUGACAAGAAUGCCGAAAACCUGGAAAUAGCGACGGAGGUGUUCAAGCACUUGCAGAAUGAGAUCAGCCGGCUGGAGAAACAAAGCCUGGCAGAGCAGGCUGCCGACAGGGCCUCCAGGAGGCCCUUCUCCACCUCAUCCACUCGCUUCCAGUCAGAGGCCAAGUUUUCAUUCCAGAGGUUUUACACGUCAUGGAACCAGGAAGCCACAAGCCACAAGUCGGAGAAACAGCAGUUCCGAGAACAGUUCACGAGCUACUCGGGAUCUUCCCACUCUCCCCGUUUCUUUGUGCCCCCAACCUUCAAGUCUGUUGGCAAUCCAGUCGAGGCUCGCCGGUGGCUCAGGCAGGCGAGAGCGAACUUCUCCGCUGCGCGGAACGACCUGCACAAGAACGCCAACGAGUGGGUGUGUUUCAAGUGCUACCUGGCCACCAAGCUGGCCCUCAUAGCAGCGGACUAUGCAGUCAGAGGGAAGUCGGACAAAGACGUGAAGCCUGCUGCUCUGGCACAGAAGGUGGAGGAGUACCACGAGCAGCUGGUAGGACUGGCGAAUGACGUGCACAUUUUGGAGGCUUACGGUGUGGACAGCCUGAGGACGCGCUACCCUGACCUCCUGCCCUUCCCCCAGAUUCCCAACGACCGGUACACCUCGGAAGUGGCCAUGAGGGUGAUGGAAUGCACAGCUCGUGUCAUUAUAAAACUUGAGAAUUUUGUUCAGCAGAAAAUAUGAUUCAGCUGUGAUAGUGCUGUGAAGAGAAAGUAAUAUUUAUACCCUAUAUAUAUAUAUGCAUACAUCUUCCAAACGUGGGAGAAAACAAUAGUGGCUGUGUGCAAUGUAGAUGAAAAUAUUAAAGCGUUGAGGUAAAAUUAUGUUUCCAGCUGGCAGCUUUGGUAUGCAGUAUUGUUACUGUAAGUGUGUACGCAAUAUCUUAGAUUACGGCUGCUUCUUAUAUAAAACAAGCAGCUAUCUGAGCCUGAAAAUAAAUUGCUCAUCCUUUUCUUUUCCCGUAUAAAGGCACAGGAUGGCUUUUAGCUGCGUAGCUGUACAUAAAGAAGCCUCAGCAAUUAUUGGACUUUUUUUAACCGAAGGCCCCAUGAUGUAUCUUUGCUAUCUGGAAAAAAAGAUGCUGCUGCAUAUUGUUUUUAUUUACCUUUUAUAAAAGUGUUUUUUCUUGAAUCAUUAUAAAUGUAUUUAAAGAGACAGGAGAAGUUACCUGCACUGGAGAGUUCUUAACAUCUAGAUUUAUAUAUGGAAAACAAAUCAGGAGCCAGGUUUUUUUGUUAAAACUAAAAAUAAUCUCAUAGUAUGUAAGGUCUCCUUAUCAGCUGGACCUGAAAAAAACAAACUUCUAUAUUUUUAUUUGUUUUUUUAAAGAAUUGUAUUUACAUAAGAUUGUUUUGUUCUUCUCCAACGGUACAUCAUUAACCUGCAAUGUGUUUUGUGUGGCAUUUAUCCUGUCAGUCAGAAGUCUUCAUCGAUCAAGAAUGCACUUUCACAAGCGGCUCUUCAAUUUGCACUUGCCUUGUGUAAAACACAGAACUUGUGUCUUCCCUUAAUAUGCUGGGGAACAGUCUAUUAAUUGCAAUUUUGGAUGUCACAGGACAGUAACUGAGUGUAUAGAGUGAAUUCUAUACAUUUAAGAUGCAUUUUGUUUAAGAUUGUUUAGAUGACCAUUUUAUGUUUGUUCCCUGUUUUGCUUUUGGAUCUGCAUUGCACACAUGCAGUACAAGGAUUUUAAAUGCUAACUGGUAGGAGCACAACUGUACAUUUCUGAUGCUGAAUUCCUGCAACACAAGUCUGUUACUUUAGCUCUGCCAAGCCUUCAUGCCAAGUAUCACUAGAUUAUCUUUGUGCUAAAUGAAUGUGUGAAAACAGCUGACCGUCUGAUCAGGCUGCUGGAAUGACAUGGUGUAUUGACUAACUAUAAUCACAGUCAUACUAGGAAUGUUAUUCAAGGAUCAGUUACACAACCCCACACUCUGGGAUUGACGAUCAUCUCUGGAAGGCAGAUUGUUACAUUGAGUCAGGGGCAAUGCAAGCUUGUUAUAAAUUGAGAAUCAGAGUUGUACUUUUUUAUUCCUUGGAAACAAUGCAAUAAGUAGCAGAGAACAUUAUGUAUUCUGCCAAAUUAUGUUUUAUUCUUCUUAUUAUUGUUUUUUUUAUGUUUGAUUUUACGGUACCUUUGUCAGUACUGGAGACUUCUCUUCUUGAUUGAAGGAAGUUGCAGGUCAUAUGUUCAUAUAAGUGGUGCUCACUUUUAAAACAUUUUUUUAUGUUACUGGAUCGAAUGGCAUCACAGCUGUGCACAAACAGCAGUAAGAUGUUUUAAUGUCAUCUUGCAUGUACUGUAUAUGAGUGUAGAUUUCAUUUUAAGACAGUUUUCACUUCAAUACUUUGCUUAUUUAGGUGAAAUCACAUCUUAUUUUGCUUUAAGCUCGCAGUUAAGAGAAAUCCUGGCUAGGAAACGUAUGCCUUUACCGUGGCUAACCCCUGUAUAACUCCAUGCUGAUGUACAGAGUGCCAUAGUUCUAAUAAAGCCAAAAGAACAACA
Lepisosteus oculatus (spotted gar) is the source of this 16105-nucleotide messenger RNA. RefSeq names its product sacsin molecular chaperone (gene sacs). Gene Ontology annotation, molecular function: Hsp70 protein binding. The record is from RefSeq and is a predicted model, not a curated record. Lineage: Eukaryota; Metazoa; Chordata; Actinopteri; Semionotiformes; Lepisosteidae.